Molecule: messenger RNA, 1881 nt
Organism: Drechmeria coniospora
Lineage: Eukaryota; Fungi; Ascomycota; Sordariomycetes; Hypocreales; Ophiocordycipitaceae
Exons: 4
Coding region: 1-1881 (626 amino acids)
Source: RefSeq, a predicted model, not a curated record
AUGGAAGCCUCUCAGGCAGAAAUCCAACAGCAGCUGCCGCCGCAACCGCUCUCAUAUCGCGCCGCGAACGACAAGCUGCCGUCGCCAACUUCGCACAAAUCGCCCCCCGCCGCAGUGAUGGAUUCGGCCCAUUCGGCGGACGGCAUGACGCCUUCCAAUCCCGCCUGGAUGACACCGCCAACCUCGGAGCCUCGACGACGACCCGGCAUCGCCUAUCAGAACAUGGCUUGCUGCCCUGGCGACGACUGCUCGACUGUUCCGAGCUGGGACAUGCUGCUCCUCCAGCCCGGAUCCGAGGAUGCGGCCGCGCGGCCCAUCCCUGCGCACCAGCAACUCCUUCCCUUCAACAACGUGAACGGUCACUGGAACCAGAAGCAGUAUGAUGAGAGCAUGGAUUUCCACGGCCUCGAGGUCGACGGCCCCGUCGGCCAGGCCUUCACGACGGACGAAACCGUGCCCAUCAUCGACCUGAGGUACUCGAACCCGGCGCAGGACGGCAACCUGAAUCGUCGGAGAAUGUCUGGCUCUUCGCCAACCACGUCCGGGGCCAUGUCCGACCAGCCGCCCUACGACGACUUUUCGGCCGCUCUGUCCGAGGCGCCCUCGUACAGCUCGGACUACCCCUCAACCUCGAACCGCAACUCUCUCAUGUCGUCGAUACACCUCUCGCCCGUGGCGUCACCUCGCAUGACGUCCAGCGCCAGACCCGAGCAAGUGCGGGGUCCUAGCCGGGGCCGGGCAACUCCGUCCCCGCGGCCGAGCGUGCGAUCGGUCCCGUACAGCCUCGACGGUCCCAAGAAUCAGCGGUGGUCGACGGGCUCGUUCGCGCCGACACCCACCAGACGCCAGUCGCCAUUCGUCUACAACGCGCCGCCCGAUGCGUACGGCAUGCCGGACCGGACCUCGUUCCAGGGACCCCAUCCCGCCCAGCCGCUGCCUCUGAACUUGGGCGCCUUCCCGCCGGCAUCUCGCGGUCCCUUCAUGGUCAACGGUCAGCCCAUGUAUCAGCGGAACAACAUGUUCGGGCCGCCUCAACCCUUCCACUCGGACAUGCGCAGCUACGACCAGGCGCCGGGGAUGCACUCGCAGGGACUGUUCAAGAUGCUCCAGAGCAACGGGGAUCCCCACACGCUGCAAGGACACUACACGGACCUGUCGGACCCUCCCGAUCUCUUCGCCUCCCUGCAGGAGGAGCAGAUCCCGCCGCCGGAGGAGGACAUGAACCCGUCGGACCCCGAGAUGACGCCGUACGAGCAAGACUUGAGGUUCGAGGGCGACCUGUACACGCCGCGGUGGGUGCGCGGGCACGGCAACAAGCGCGAAGGGUGGUGCGGAAUUUGCAAGCCCGGCCGGUGGCUGGUGCUCAAGAACUCGGCCUUCUGGUACGACAAGUCCUUCACGCACGGAAUCAGCGCCGCCACGGGCAGUCCUUUCCAGGAGCCGUUGGACACGAGGCGAAUGGAUGGCAACCCGGAUGUCUGGGAAGGACUCUGCGGCAGCUGCAACGACUGGAUAGCGCUCGUGAGCAGCAAGAAGAAGGGCACGACCUGGUUCAGGCACGCGUACAAGUGCCACACGCACCCCAAGAUCAAGGACGCCCCGAAGCGGCGGCGGGACGCCAACCACAACCGGCCGGUGGGCGCGCAAAACGGUUCCAAGGUCAAGCAGGAGCUGCAGGAGCCGGAGAGCCCUCAAGUCGGCAGCCUUCCCCCGUCGGGCUUCAACACACCGACUUCGGUCCCGAUGCCUCAAGUGUACAUGCAAAACGGAGUCCACAACCAGCUGACGCCGGGUCCGAGCCCCGAACCCCUUCACCUGGCCGGCGCCAUGCCGUCAACGCCGCUCUCGGCCACUUCGGUUACCAUGAGCAACAUGAUCUAG